CAGUAAUGAAUGCAAACCCAAAUAGUGUUGAUGUUGUCAUUUCACUGUCCCCAUAUGAGAUAAGUGGACAAUCUGUCCUGACGUCAUAUCAUGUAAUACAUAUAGAACGGUCCCAGUGUUGGGGGCAUUAUUGUCUGUCUAACUAGCGCUCCGAACAGUCGCCAUGGCACCACAAAUUAAAUACACCAAGUUGUUCAUCGACAAUGAGUGGGUGGACUCCGUGAGCGGUAAAACCUUCGACACUUACACCCCUCACACUGGAGAGGUCAUAGCGUCUGUCGCUGAAGGAGACAAGGCUGACGUGGACCUUGCAGUAGCGGCUGCACGACGUGCUUUCCACCGCAACUCAGAAUGGCGCCUAAUGGAUGCCUCCCAACGCGGUGAACUCCUGCGCAAGUUUGCGGACCUCGUGGAGAGAGACAUUCAAUACAUUACCGAGUUAGAGUCUUACAACAACGGCAUGACGAUGAGCAUGGCCCCGAAGGCCAUGCAAGGAAGUAUUAACUACAUUAGGUACUUCGCGAGUCUAGCUGAUAAAAUUCAAGGCACCACAAUUCCUUCUGACGGUGAAGUAUUUUCCUACACAUUAAAACAACCUGUAGGCGUAUGUGGACUUAUUUUGCCAUGGAACGGACCAGUACCAAUGUACGUCAACAAAGUCUGCACAGCACUUGCCGCAGGUUGUACAAUGGUGGUAAAGCCAGCGGAACAGACUCCACUAACUGCUUUGUAUCUGACGGCGUUGCUGGCAGAAGCCGGUGUCCCCAAGGGAGUAGUGAACGUUAUCAAUGGCUACGGUGAAACCGCUGGAGUCGCUCUCACUCACCACCCUCAAGUUGCGAAGAUAUCGUUCACUGGAUCUCUUGAAGUCGGCAAAUUAAUUCAACAAGCUGCUGGAACCAACAACCUUAAACGUGUCACUCUUGAGCUGGGAGGCAAGAGCCCGCUCGUCAUCAUGGACGAUGCUGACUUGUCGAUUGCGGUCCCAUACGCUGCAAUGGGUGUAUUCUCGAACCAAGGUCAAAUGUGUAUAGCAGCGUCUCGUUUGUUCGUCCAUUCCAAGAUUUACGACAAAUUUGUUGAAGCGGCAAUUAAGUUUGCUAAAUCUAUCAAGAUGGGUAACCCGGCCGACCCCACGACACAACACGGACCGCAGAUCGACGAGUUGAUGAUGAAGAAGGUUUUGAACUAUAUUGAAACUGGUAAAAAAGAAGGAGCGAAGCUGGUCCUUGGAGGCAAACGAGUUGGAACCAAAGGCUUUUACAUCGAACCCGCCAUCUUUACUGAUGUCACAGAUGACAUGACCAUCGCUAAAGAAGAGAUCUUCGGCCCAGUACAGAGCAUUCUGAAGUUUGACACAUUAGAGGAAGUGAUUGACCGAGCAAACGAAACUAACUACGGUCUCGCCUCCGGAAUCUUCACUUCAGACAUCAACAAUGCUUUGCAGUUCAGCAAGCAUGUUGAAUCUGGCGUUUGCUGGGUCAAUACGUACCUUCACUUCUGUGGACAGAAUCCGUUUGGAGGUUUCAAGGAGUCGGGAAUUGGACGCGAAAGUGGCUCGAACUGCGUUGACCCGUAUUUGGAAGUUAAGACGGUGACCAUCGCCCAGCCAAAGAAGUUUUGAUUUGUUAUGAUUCGUUGCAACUGAAUAAAUGUUGGUAACCAUUAA
Molecule: messenger RNA, 1669 nt
Organism: Trichoplusia ni (cabbage looper)
Lineage: Eukaryota; Metazoa; Arthropoda; Insecta; Lepidoptera; Noctuidae
Product: retinal dehydrogenase 1-like
Exons: 11
Coding region: 164-1624 (486 amino acids)
Molecular function (GO): aldehyde dehydrogenase (NAD+) activity
Source: RefSeq, a predicted model, not a curated record